This is a messenger RNA of Brugia pahangi, 369 nucleotides long. The record is from the annotation of a GenBank genome assembly. Lineage: Eukaryota; Metazoa; Nematoda; Chromadorea; Rhabditida; Onchocercidae.
AUGCCACCAAAACCAUCUGCUAAAGGAGCCAAAAAAGCUGCGAAAUCGCAGAAAGUUCGCGGUAGUGACAAGAAGCGGAAAUCUCGACGCAAGGAGUCGUAUUCUGCAUAUAUCUACCGUGUCCUGAAGCAAGUUCAUCCCGAUACAGGCAUUUCCUCGAAGGCAAUGUCGAUUAUGAAUUCGUUUGUGAAUGAUGUUUUCGAGCGUAUUGCCGCGGAGGCUAGUCGCUUGGCUCAGUAUAACAAGCGCUCGACGAUCUCGUCACGUGAAAUCCAAACUGCCGUCCGACUUAUUCUGCCUGGUGAAUUAGCGAAACAUGCUGUGUCGGAGGGAACCAAAGCUGUUACCAAAUAUACUAGCUCGAAGUAA